Molecule: messenger RNA, 1055 nt
Organism: Cajanus cajan (pigeon pea)
Lineage: Eukaryota; Viridiplantae; Streptophyta; Magnoliopsida; Fabales; Fabaceae
Product: MADS-box protein JOINTLESS
Biological process (GO): positive regulation of transcription by RNA polymerase II
Cellular component (GO): nucleus
Molecular function (GO): RNA polymerase II transcription regulatory region sequence-specific DNA binding; DNA-binding transcription factor activity; protein dimerization activity
Source: RefSeq, a predicted model, not a curated record
GUUGACGGCGUGUGAGUGAGACAAUAAAUAGUGGAGAUAAGAAGUUGAGGUAUCGGGAGAAGGAUAAAUGAUUAAAUGUGGCAAAUUGAUCUCCUCUCAGCGUUCACUGGGGUUAAGUCAGGUUUGUACUUAACUUUGGAGCCUUCACUUUCAUAUUUUUUUACCCAUUUAGGGUUUAGGGUUUCUUCCCGUUGAGUUGAAAAUGGUUCGAAAGAAGAUACCGAUGAAGAGGAUCGAGGACGUAACAGCGAGGCAGGUGUGUUUCUCGAAGAGGAAGAGUGGUCUUUUGAAGAAGGCACGUGAGCUCUCCAUUCUUUGUGAUGCUGAGAUUGCUCUCAUCGUCUUUUCACCUGCUUCCAAACUCUUCCAAUAUGCUACUUCAAGUAUGGAGAAGGUAAUUGAAAGGUAUAUUUCACGGUCAGAGCUGAACCUUGACAAAUCAGGCCAGUCAUGUGCUGAGGAGCAGAUUAGAUAUAAUUACGCUGAUUUGAACAAGAAAUUAGGAGAGAAGACUUGUGAAAUGAGCCAACUGAAUGGAGAAGAACUGCAAGGAUUGAGCCUAAAGGAACUACAGAAACUAGAAGAUCGACUUGACUCAUCCUUGAACCGUGUUUAUAAAGUCAAGGUUGAAAAUUUUAUGACAGAGAUCGAUAUUCUUAAGCAAAAGGGACAUAAACUCAGGGCAGAAAAUCGGCUGGCAAAACAGAAAAAAGCUAGUAAUAAAUUAUGUUUGGUCCAGAGACACGAGCAUGAACAAGGCCAGUCCUCGGACACCUCCCUUACAUUGGGGCUCAAAAUAACUUCUGGUCAAUGAGGGGACCACGAUACAUGCCUUUUACUGUGUGACUUGCAUCAAAGAUAAAAUGUUUCAUGCAUUUGUAAGUCUAGAACAGUGCCAUUCUCCACCCCACAGUUACUUGAGUGAACCUUUUUUUUUCUGGUAAUUCGUUAUUGUUAGUAGAAACGGUGGAGUAAGAUUUAGGUAUGAUGCAGUAAUAUUCAUCUCCAUGUUGGUCAAGGAAAAGUUAUAUGAUAGGAUAAAGUUUCUUUUGGAA